Molecule: messenger RNA, 1164 nt
Organism: Sander lucioperca (pikeperch)
Lineage: Eukaryota; Metazoa; Chordata; Actinopteri; Perciformes; Percidae
Product: proteasome subunit beta type-11-like
Exons: 1
Coding region: 12-1088 (358 amino acids)
Cellular component (GO): proteasome core complex
Source: RefSeq, a predicted model, not a curated record
AAUGUUCUUCCAUGCUUGCUGGAAAGAAGACUGAUUUUAACUAUGUGAGUGGUUUGCCCUCUAGCAACAGCACAAGUCUGUUCAAUUUUUACAUACCAGUUGCAGAGUACCUGGAUGAAAGCCCGAUACAAUUUGGGCAAAUCAGCACUGUCCAGAGCUGCGGCGCAGUCUCAUAUCAAGACUCCAUCUUACCAUCCCUCUCCUUGCCCACAAGCCUUCCUCUGGCCUCCUCUCAGUCUGUCCCUUUGCCUUUCCCCAUGUCUCACGGCACCACCACCCUGGCCUUCAUGUUUCAGGGCGGCGUGUUGGCUGCAGCAGACACUCGUUCCAGUUGCUCUGGGCUCGUGGCGUGCCCAGCCGCCCAGAAGAUCCUGCCUGUUCACAGUCACUUGGUGGGCACUACUUCAGGUACUUCAGCCGACUGUGCCCUUUGGAAACGGAUUCUGGCUCGAGAACUGCGGCUCUACCAACUCCGCCAUGGCCGACGGUUGUCCACGAGCGGAGCUGCCAAAUUGCUUUCCCACAUGCUUCACCCGUUUAAGGGAACCGAGCUGUGUGUGGCUGCCACAUUGUGUGGGUGGGACGGAGGAGAGGUAAAUGAAUGCCAUGACCAUGGAGGUGCAAAGAUUGAUUUCAGCGGUCGUAGAGAAACAACAAAGAGUCAAAUGACUGAUCCUGGGAAGUCUGUAGAUACCAGUCUUGAAAAGGCCUCUCUGGCUCAGAGCGCUUUUUCAACAACUGUUGGUCAACAGUGCUUUACUAGAAAGCAAGUGAGUUUCUCUGGACCCAGUCUGUACUAUGUGUGCAGUGAUGGUACUCGCCUGCAGGGAACGCUCUUCUCCGUGGGCUCGGGAUCACCCUAUGCCUACUCCAUUUUGGACCAAGGGGUUCAAUGGGGGCUGACAGUGGACGAGGCCACAUCAAUAGCCAGAGAGGCUGUUUACAGAGCCACACACAGGGAUGCAUACUCAGGAAACUGUGUAGACAUCUAUCACAUCUCCUCAAAAGGGUGGACACGCAGGAGCAGAGAGGACUUGAAAGAGGAAUAUUACAGAGAAAAAGAAAGACAAGAGAGAGACGGGAUGUGACUUUGGCUGAGUAAAGACAUGAAACAUCAAAAAUGGCAAGAGAAAAGAAAAGGCAAACAUCGGGGAGUAUAUUAGA